AUGGCUGCCAACGAGAUAAUGGCGCCGACAGUCAAUGCUAACUGUCAAUACUCGACCCGAUAUUGCUGGGAAGCUGAAAAAGUCAAAUCAUUGAUCAGAUUACGAGCUGAACUCUCACCACUCUUCACGGGCAAAAGAAACGCCUCGAAAUAUGCCUGGGCCGUGGUCGAGCGCGAACUUAAUGUGCCGCUGCCGCUGUCGAAGAUCAUCAAGAAAUGGAACAAUCUGCUGCAGGAGUACAAGGCCAUCAAAAUGUCCGAGGAGCCGAAGCGACGGGAGUGGCCAUUCUUCACGCUGAUGGACGUGUACUUCAGCGACCAGGUGAACGAUCCCUCGUUGCGCCUCUUCUCGUCCACAAAGACGCUCAAGGAGACACUGGACGACAGCGUGUUCGAGGAUGAUCCAAUCAUUGCGUCAGCCAUAGCGGCAGCCACCAGCGGCGCCUACAUGGAAAUCGAUGAGCUGAUCAGGCGGCAGAAGGAGCGCGCCGCCUUGGCUGCCGAGCGCAAGCUGGCAGCGGCGGCCAGCGGCGCCAGUGGCGACUAUAAGUACGAUCUGAAGCCUAUGCUGGGCAAUAGCAACAGCAGCAACAAGUUCAACAGCAACAGCGAUAUGGUGAAGCUCUCCAAGAGCGUCGACGACUUGUCCAUGCAACAGUACAAGAUUAAGCAGGAGCUGAUGCGUCAGCGCGAGCAGGAGCAGCAGGAGAACAUGGUCAAGAUCAAGCAGCAUGCACGCCAACAGCAGCAGCAGCAGCAGCACCAGCAACAGCAGCAGCAGCAGCAACAACAGCAGCAACAACAUCACCAGGCUCAGCAGCAGCAGCAGCAGCGGUUCAUGAGCCACCAGCCGUCACUUUCGCCGCAUCCGCAUCGCCUGUCCUCGUCGUCGACGCCGCCAGGACUGCAGCAUGCACUGCAGCAGCAGCAGCAACUGUUGCAGCAGCAACAGCAACAUUUACAGCAGCAUCUGCAGCAGCAGCAGCAACAGGCUCAGCUGCAACAACAGCAGCAGCAGCAGCAGCAGCAUCAUCAUCAGCUCGCUCAUCCUCAUCAGCCACCCACGCCGCGUCCCAGCUCGCCGCCAACUACCGCUCAACAGAUCCACAUCACAGCCACACAGCAUCAGGCAGCCCAGCAGCAGCUGCAGCAGCAACAGCAACAGCAACAGCAGCAGCAACACAAGCAACAGCAACAGCAGCAGCAACAGCCCUACACCGAUCCCAACACCAUCGAUCAGUAUCUGUUGUCGUGGAACAAUUUCCAUGGCAACAUGUGCCGCGGCUUCCACUCCCUGCAGAAGGAUGAGAAGAUGGUGGACGUGACCAUAGCAGCAGGUGGCAAGAUCUUUAAGGCGCACAAACUGGUGCUGUCCGUUUGCAGUCCCUACUUCCAGCAGAUCUUCCUCGAGAAUCCGUCCAGUCAUCCCAUUUUGCUGAUGGCCGACGUCGAGGCCAGCCACAUGGCCGGCUUGCUGGACUUCAUGUACAGCGGCCAGGUGAACGUCAAGUACGAGGACCUGCCUGUCUUCCUCAAGGUGGCCGAGGCCAUGAAAAUCAAGGGACUACACACAGAGAAAAAUUUGGACAGCGAUGCCAGCGAUAUUGGCUCGCCACUUGAAAGCGACGGCACCGAGUGCCGUUACGAGCGGGGCACGCAUAGCGUCAAUAUAACCAGCGGCCAUGCCGCUGGCUAUGGUGCCACAGCACUGGAGCAGCCCACGCUGAACGGACCCAGCCGUUGCCCCACGCCGCUGUCGCUGACCAAGGAUCAGGGCUAUGCUGGCUUCCGUGAGCACAUCAAGUCGAAGGCAACGCUGGCUGAGAGCUUUAUGAAGAAUCUUAAUCGCAACAACAACAACAACAACAGCAGCACCAACAACAACAACAACUUCAACAACAACAACAACGUCAGCAGUCCAGCUGUGGCCGACGCCGAGAGCAACUCGUUUGCGAUUCUGCAGGCGAACAGCAAGAAAAUGCUCGACUCGGCACGCAAGCAGCACAAGUACCUGGCCAAGCGCAAGAUCCUGAUGCACUACAACGCAGAGCUGGGCGGCGAGAAGCGGCUGAAGGAGAUGGACCGGGAGCGCUAUCCCAGCGCCGAGCGCAAUGCCGAUGCACUGAACAACAAUCACGCCUACGCCAACAGCCAGGAUAUUUUGGAGCCCAUCACAACGAUUGUGCCAAGGACGCCGGAGCCGCAGCCGCCGCCAGCUACGCACAACAACAACUCGUUUAAGAUACGACUCGUGGAGAGUCAUCAUUUGACCAACAGCAACAAGAGCACCGGCAACAACAACAACAACAACAACAACAACAACAGCAGCAGCAGCAACAGCCAGCCUGAUGACGAGGAAGCUUUGAAUCUGGUACAAACGCCCAAUCUCAAUGGCAAUCGGGCACGCCCACAAACACCAACACCUCCGCCUGAUAUACAGCUGGUGAAGCGUGAAGUGGAGCUUGAGGCGUCGCCAGGUGAGGCCACAAGCAACAACAACAACAACAACAAUGGACAUGAUGAAGAUCUCGCUGCCUAUGAGCGCAAAUACGACGACAACAACAACAAUCGCGGCCUGGACAUGGAGACCGAUUCGAACAACAACAACAGCAGCAGCAGCGGCAAGGGCAACAACGAGACAAACAACAACAACAACAAUGGCAUCGGAGCCGGACUAGCAUUGGCGCUGGGCAAGCACAAGUUGUUAAAUGCAAUCAAUCGGAGUCUGGAACUGGAGCAGCAACAAGCUGCCGAUGGUGGCAACAACAACAACAAUAUCAACAACAGCAGCAUCAAUGGAGAGCACGACAACGAUGACAACAACAAUCACAGCCAACAUCUAGACUUGAGCACCAUCAAGAAUAUAGCCACGGCUGAGAUAUUAUGCGGCCUAAAGAGCAAGGUGCUCAAGCUGGAGGAAGAGCAGCGCGAGCGUGAGAGAGAGCGAGAGCGAGAACGCGAACGCGAGCGCGAGAGAGAGGCCUGUCGCAGUCUAAGCGAGAUUAAGAACGCUGAUUGAUGCGAUAGGCUGUUUUAGGGGCGGGGCUUAUA
Drosophila hydei is the source of this 3050-nucleotide messenger RNA. RefSeq lists its product as uncharacterized. The transcript has 5 exons. Gene Ontology annotation, biological process: regulation of transcription by RNA polymerase II. The coding region runs from base 1 to 3018 and encodes 1005 amino acids. Lineage: Eukaryota; Metazoa; Arthropoda; Insecta; Diptera; Drosophilidae. Gene Ontology annotation, molecular function: protein binding. Gene Ontology annotation, cellular component: nucleus. The record is from RefSeq and is a predicted model, not a curated record.